Messenger RNA from Jaculus jaculus (lesser Egyptian jerboa), 865 nucleotides. RefSeq names its product G protein subunit gamma 3 (gene Gng3). The record is from RefSeq and is a predicted model, not a curated record. Gene Ontology annotation, biological process: G protein-coupled receptor signaling pathway. Gene Ontology annotation, cellular component: heterotrimeric G-protein complex. Gene Ontology annotation, molecular function: G-protein beta-subunit binding. Bases 322 to 549 code for a protein of 75 amino acids. NCBI's taxonomy places the organism in Eukaryota, Metazoa, Chordata, Mammalia, Rodentia, Dipodidae. The transcript is spliced from 3 exons.
GCCAGAUUCCCCUACUGGCCAGGCAGUUGGUAUGCUCCAGGACCUGAGCAGCUCCUUCUAGCAUCCUUCAUCCUUCAGGUACCAGCCAUCUGGGCAGUGCUUGAGCAGCAGAAACAGACCACCCUUCCAAGGAUCUCUGGUCUGACCCUCUCCAGUGGCCAUCUGUGUAUUAAUUGCCUCUUUAACAGAUAUUUUCAGCUGCAAGCCCCUGCAGGGUGGGGCACCUAUCUGAGGCAGGGUUUGGUGUUCCCCACCCCAACUGACCCUACGUUUUUGGCUGCUGCUGGUGCUCCCCUCUUCCCCCCACCCCGUUACUUCAGCAUGAAAGGGGAGACUCCUGUGAACAGCACCAUGAGCAUUGGACAAGCACGCAAGAUGGUGGAACAGCUGAAGAUUGAGGCCAGUUUGUGCCGGAUAAAGGUAUCCAAGGCAGCAGCAGACCUGAUGACUUACUGCGAUGCCCAUGCGUGUGAGGAUCCCCUCAUCACUCCUGUGCCCACCUCAGAAAACCCCUUUCGGGAGAAGAAGUUCUUCUGUGCCCUCCUCUGAGCAGCUGCCUUUCCUCUCAUCUCACCUUCCCCUCUCCUGGGCCCUUGUUUAGGUUGGAAACUGUAGCAGCCUGCUCCGACCCUUGCCUACCCCUAACAUUGUCUGAAGCACAAGGCCCUCCUUAGCCACGCGGACCCCAUCUCCUCGGCUCCACCCGCAGAGGGAUCCCGUCAAAGUGCCAGAGUCCUGCCCCUUCCCUCGGUGACCCGCUCAGGCAGGGGAGAGAGGGAUGCCCAGGUGCUCGUUCUCGUUCUCACCUGGAGCUAUUGGAAGUUAAGGGAAAGCCAUUGGAAGAAUAAAGUCAUCUAGAGCUUCA